Molecule: messenger RNA, 1140 nt
Organism: Bipolaris sorokiniana ND90Pr
Lineage: Eukaryota; Fungi; Ascomycota; Dothideomycetes; Pleosporales; Pleosporaceae
Exons: 1
Coding region: 100-879 (259 amino acids)
Source: RefSeq, a predicted model, not a curated record
CCACAGCUGCAGGAACCACUAGAACUACAUAACACUGCUUUCUUCCACCUUCUCCAGGCCGCAGCCGUAGACUUCACUCUCAUCCCACUCAAGCCCAGCAUGACAACACGUGGAAGCGGAUUCGUUGGCAGAGGGGGCAUGGGCGCACGUGGCCGCAUCCAACGCAAAAAGACACACGUUCUCCCGUUCACAGACCAUACGGGAAAAGAGGCAUUGAUAGUCUUUGAAGGCCGAGAAACAUGCCCGCUUCCCCCGCUCUACAGCUUCGUCAUGUACUUCACGCACAAAGACGUGAGUGCAGAAAACGUCCAGCCAAACGAGCUUUUAGAUGCCAUCAGACGCGGUACCCCACUGGAAAACUACCCUUGUCCUUUCCGUCUAGAGAUAUUCUUUCUGCCUGCUCCAGGUGAAGACGCUGCAUCUGACGAGGCCUGUAUCGCGCAUUAUCGCGAGGAGAAGCGCAGCCGGGGAGACUACAUGCACCAGAUUGAAGCGGUCGACGCUGAGAGCAGCACCGGUACUGGAGGUCUACCUGGCUUCGUGCCAAGCUACAUCGACCACCCAUACGGCGACUUCCACCAUGGACGUCUCUACAACUACCAGGGACCCAACUGGCGCACGGAUAAGCAGCCAGUACGUCGUGUUUUCUUCGACCCUAUCCCGCAAGAAGAGUAUGCACCGAUUGCAGAAGAGGCGGGGGAACCUGAGGUCCUGCCACCGGUUCAGGUCACGCUGCAUGCGAUGCAGAAGAGCGACACGGAAGGUUUUGGUGGGUCGUUUGUAGGUACGACGAUGCAUGAAACAGCGAAUGGAAAGACGAAGAAUGAGACGAAUGAGCCGUGGCAGGAGGCGGUGGAGCGUGGUUGGUCAACUUGGUAGUAGUGGGAUAUCGGAUGUAAAUGGCCUGGCCGUCGCCUCGAUCAAGUCGGUACUAGUAUCACGUCUUCCACUAGAUAUAUUGAAUAGCGGUCAUCACAAGAUGUCUUUGUCAACAGAUAUGUUCUGCUGAAUAAAUGGCAACUACAGCUCCCUAUAUUAUGCAUCCAUUCCCUUGCUCUGCAUACCCGGUGCACCCUUGAUAUCGAGUACAAAAAAACACUGUACUUCCUAAAUACCCUGCUUCCCCGACACCAGCACACG